Erythranthe guttata (spotted monkey flower) is the source of this 1308-nucleotide messenger RNA. RefSeq names its product B-box zinc finger protein 22. Gene Ontology annotation, biological process: photomorphogenesis; regulation of DNA-templated transcription. NCBI's taxonomy places the organism in Eukaryota, Viridiplantae, Streptophyta, Magnoliopsida, Lamiales, Phrymaceae. Gene Ontology annotation, cellular component: nucleus. The record is from RefSeq and is a predicted model, not a curated record. Gene Ontology annotation, molecular function: zinc ion binding.
AGUCCAGUCCACGUUCUUUCUCUCAAACCCUCUUAAAUACAUCUUUCAUUCUCGACCAGUAGUUGUUCUUCCGAAAGAAAGAUCUUUCAGAUAUUAUUAUUUAGCUGUUGUUCCAAGAUUCGAUUUUUCUGUCCAUAUAAUAAAAGGUCUCGUCUUUUUAUUACAGACAGACAACGAUGAAGAUUCAGUGCAACGUGUGCGAGUCGGCGGAGGCGAAGGUGCUCUGCUGCGCCGACGAGGCGGCGCUGUGUUUGGGUUGCGAUGAGAAAGUUCACUCCGCUAACAAGCUCGUCAGUAAACACCAGAGGGUUCCUCUCUCUACCUCUUCUUCUCAGAUGCCCAACUGUGAUAUUUGCCAGGAAAGUGCGGGGUAUUUCUUCUGCCUGGAGGAUCGAGCUUUGCUUUGCAGGAAAUGCGACGUCGCUAUACACACAUCCAACUCCUUAGUUACGGGGCAUCAGAGAUUCUUGCUCACCGGAGUUAAAGUAGGUCUCGAAGUUGCCGAAAACAAUCCACCACCCAGGAAUAUUCCUUCUCAUUCUCAUUCACAUUCUCAUUCUAACGAGAGAAUCGCAAGAUCGGAAGUGCCACCUCCCCCUAAAAAUAAAACCAAUGCAGUAUCGUCGUCGACCAAUAGAAGCUUGCCACCUGUCGUCCAGGCAAGAGUGUCCGAUGAUGUUUCAGCAUCAAGGCUGCUGCCGCCUUACACUGGCGGCUCGCAACCUGGAAGUAGCUCCCAGUGGCAGAUGGACGAACUUUUCGAACUCGGCGAUGGCAAUCAGAUUUUCAAUUUCAUGGACAACGAUUUAUGCAAGGCGGAUAGUGGGAAGCUAGGAGAUUCGGAUUGCUCACCAAUUCUACGAGACGGUGAUGGGGAAUUCGAUGGGGAUGAGUUCAUGGUACAGGUGGCGGAUACGUAUUGGACGGUGCCGGAGAUGCCUUCUCCACCAACAGCAUCGGGGCUUCACUGGUCGAAAAAUCCACGGAAUUACGCGGAUUUUGCUGCUUUUGUGCCCGAUAUAAGUUCCUCGCCUUUGAACAACCGUCACUCAAAUCUUGAUAUAUCGAAGCGCAGAAGGCGUUUCUGAUAAUUUAUAUGCAGAGGUGUAGGAUAGGAGGGUGCUACUACUACUACUUGUCACAAGACGAAGAGUAACGUUUUCAUUUUCAUAGCGCUUUUGAUCGGUUUGUGUAUUUGUUUGAUUUCUUUUCUCCUAGUUAGUUUCUAGGAUGUUUGGAACUGCAAUAUUUAAUAACCUUCAUUCAGAGUGAUGUAUAUUUAGUUUAAUUGAUUGUGUUUUCUUUAAA